This is a messenger RNA of Girardinichthys multiradiatus, 5438 nucleotides long. It is a transcript of the gene fgfr2, whose product is annotated as fibroblast growth factor receptor 2. Gene Ontology annotation, biological process: protein phosphorylation; positive regulation of kinase activity; multicellular organism development. Lineage: Eukaryota; Metazoa; Chordata; Actinopteri; Cyprinodontiformes; Goodeidae. The transcript has 23 exons. The record is from RefSeq and is a predicted model, not a curated record. Gene Ontology annotation, cellular component: signaling receptor complex. Gene Ontology annotation, molecular function: ATP binding; fibroblast growth factor binding; fibroblast growth factor receptor activity. Bases 645 to 4034 code for a protein of 1129 amino acids.
AGUCUGAGAGGACCGUGCGAAGGUUGUUGGAGUAGGACUGGAGGGAGACGCGUAAAGACGCUCUUCGCACCGAAGGGAACUGCGCGUCGAUGGAUUUUAUGACAUUCCGCAUCGGACAACUAUCCUCUGGUCCGGUUUCAGUCUCCUUCCACGUCCGUAACGCCUGCAGACUUUUUGUUUAGUUGACAAGUGUGCUGCCCGGGAGCUCCGGGCAUGUUUUGCGCUCUGGAAGGAACUUGGUGACGGGGAGGAAAGUUUCGGUGAGGGGGGAAAGCGACAUGGUUUUUGUGCGCUGUUUUCGAAGGAUAAUUUGCGUAAACUCGGAUUUCCUUGCAUGGCAUUGGACUACGGCUGUAAAUCUGGUUUGGGAUAUAUCUGAUCAGAAUCGAAGCCGGCUGAUUGUGGAAUAGUAAACUGAGAAAAGGCAGCGCCUCGAUUUUUUUUUUUUUCUUUUUUGCUGCAUUGUGGUGUUGGAAACAUUCCUCUCUCUGGAUUCAUCUCAUGCCCCCUCUUCUCUUAUCCGUGCAUGUCAAAACAGAGAUCUCCAGGAUUUUAGUCCUCUCUGUCCAGGUUACUUGGUGAUUUCCAGAGAGUGACAGGCUGACCCCCACCACAGCAGUUGAUGGUUGGGCGGACCCCCUCAGAUGGGAUCAGUGUCCAGGGGGAGGUGGUGGAGAAGGGGGGCAUGGCGAGCCCUGUCCCCCUCUGACGGAAUGGCCUUGUGGGUCUGGCUGCUGGCUGCCGUCUUGCUGUCUCUCCUGACCGCCAGCGCUGCACGGCCGCCCCUCACCGCCACCAGGGAGGAGACCAACGUGGAAGCUGAAGAGGCAACGAACAAAAACCAAAUUUUUAAGCCCACGGUGUGCUCAGUGCAUCCGGGCGAGGUGCUGAAGCUGAAUUGUCCUCUGCCUGCGACGGGGACCAUUACUUGGACCAAAGAUGGCAGCUUUCUGGGCACCAACAACCGCACGCUGAUUGAACAUGAGGUGCUGCAGAUCCGUGAUGCCGUGCCCAAGGACUCAGGCCUGUAUGCCUGCACCAGCAUGGGCAAAGACACGGUCUGCUUCAUAGUCAAUGUCACAGAUGCAACCUGGUCGGGUGACGAUGAGGACGAUACAGACCGGUCAGAGGACACUUGGGCAGAUGGCAUGCAGAUAAGCGCUCCAUACUGGACUUCAUCAGCAAAGAUGGAGAAGAAACUGCACGCAGUGCCAGCUGCCAACACAGUGAAGUUCCGCUGUUUUGCAGGAGGCUACCCCCGGCCAGCGCUGCGUUGGCUUAAAAACGGCAGGCCUUUCCGGCAAGAGGACCGCCUGGGAGGAUAUAAGGUGCGCCUCCAGCACUGGACUCUGAUCAUGGAGAACGUCUUACCGUUGGACAAGGGAAACUACACCUGUUUGGCGGAGAACAUGUAUGGAUCCAUCAACCACACCUACACUCUGGAUGUAGUGGAACGGUCACCUCAUCGGCCAAUUCUCCUGGCCAGUCUCCCUGCCAACACCACAGUACGCAUUGGAGAGGAUGCUCAGUUCCAAUGCAAGGUCUACAGCGAUGCCCAGCCUCACAUCCAGUGGGAGAAACACAUCACCCUAAAUGGUAGUCAGUAUGGGCCCGAUGGAGACCCCUACGUCAAAGUGUUAAAGAGCUCAGAAAUUCUCACUGACAUGGAAUUUCUCACCAUCACCAACGUCACAGAGGAAGACGCAGGGGAAUAUAUCUGCAAAGCCUCCAAUUAUAUAGGAGAAGUCAGCCAGUCGGCCUGGCUGACGGUCAUCCCAGAUCCUUCAAACAAAUGCCAGAUUUCUAAGCCCACAGUCUCCUCGGUGCAUCCCGGUGAGGUGCUGAAGAUAAUUUGUCCUCUGCCAGCGACUGGAACCAUCACUUGGACCAAAGAUGGCAGCUCUCUGCGGACCACCAACCGCACGCUGUUUGAACAUGAGGUGCUUCAGAUCCGUGAUGCCACGCCUAAGGACUCGGGCCUGUACGCCUGUACCAGCGAGGGCAAAGACACGUUCUGCUUCUUAGUCAAUAUCACAGGCGCUCCAUACUGGACUUCAUCAGCAAAGAUGGAGAAGAAACUGCACGCAGUGCCAGCUGCCAACACAGUGAAGUUCCGCUGUUCUGCAGGAGGCUUUCCCCAGCCAGUGCUGCGUUGGCUUAAAAACGGCAGGCCUUUUCGGCAAGAGGACCGCAUGGGAGGAUAUAAGGUACGCCUCCAGCACUGGACCCUGAUCAUGGAGAGCGUGGUACCAUCGGACAAGGGAAACUAUACCUGUUUGGUGGAGAACCGGUUUGGAUCCAUCAACCACACCUACACUCUGGAUGUAGUGGAACGGUCUCCCCAUCGGCCGAUUCUCCAGGCUGGGCAACCCGCCAACACCACAGUACGCGUUGGAGAGGACGCUCAGUUCCAAUGCAAGGUCUACAGCGAUGCCCAGCCUCACAUCCAGUGGCUGAAACACAUCACCCGGAAUGGUAGUCGGUAUGGGCCCGAUGGACACCCCUACGUCAAAGUGUUAAAGACCGCAGGUGUUAACACCACAGAUAAGGAGAUAGAGGUUCUCUACUUGCCCAAUGUAACAUUUGAGGAUGCUGGGGAAUAUACAUGCUUGGCGGGUAAUUCUAUUGGGAUCUCCUAUCAAACUGCUACUUUGACGGUGCUUCCAGUCCUAGAGAAAUCCCCAGGGCCCAUUUCCCCGGAUUAUGUGGAGAUCGCAAUAUAUUGUGCAGGCGUGUUCCUCAUUGCCUGCAUGGUGGGCAUUGUGGUGGUGUGCCGCAUGAGGAACACUGCAAAGAAGCCUGAUUUUGGCAGCCCACCACCGGUCCACAAGCUGACCAAACAGAUCCCUCUGCGCCGCCAGGUAACAGUGUCGGCAGAUUCAAGCUCAUCCAUGAACUCUAGCACCCCUCUGGUGCGCAUCACCAUGCGGCGGAGCUCUGCACACGACGAGCCAAUUCCUGAAUACGACCUUCCAAAGGAUCCACUGUGGGAAUUUGCCCGAGAUAGGUUGACCCUUGGGAAACCUCUGGGUGAGGGCUGCUUCGGCCAAGUCGUGAUGGCCGAAGCUCUGGGGAUCGAUAAGGACAAACCCAAGGAUGCUGUCACUGUUGCAGUCAAGAUGCUAAAAGAUGAUGCGACAGAGAAGGACCUAUCUGACCUGGUGUCAGAGAUGGAAAUGAUGAAGAUGAUCGGCAAACACAAGAACAUCAUUAACCUUUUGGGAGCCUGCACGCAAGAUGGUCCCCUAUAUGUGAUAGUAGAGUAUGCCUCCAAAGGCAACCUUAGAGAGUACCUCAGAGCCCGCCGUCCUCCUGGCAUGGAAUAUUCCUACGACAUCACCCGUGUCUCAGAUGAACAGCUCACUUUCAAAGAUCUGGUCUCCUGCACUUAUCAGGUGGCACGGGGCAUGGAGUACCUAGCAUCUCAAAAGUGUAUACACAGAGACCUGGCAGCCAGGAAUGUCCUGGUCACAGAGAGUAACGUCAUGAAGAUCGCUGACUUUGGCCUGGCCAGGGACGUCCACAACAUUGACUACUAUAAAAAGACAACCAAUGGUCGUCUCCCCGUUAAAUGGAUGGCUCCAGAGGCGCUCUUCGAUCGGGUCUACACACACCAGAGUGAUGUCUGGUCAUUUGGGGUGCUGAUGUGGGAGAUCUUCACCCUAGGGGGCUCACCCUACCCUGGCAUUCCUGUAGAAGAACUCUUCAAGCUGCUCAAAGAAGGACAUCGCAUGGACAAGCCUGGAAACUGCACCAAUGAGCUCUACAUGAUGAUGAAAGACUGCUGGCACGCCAUCCCAUCACAGAGACCAACCUUUAAGCAGCUAGUAGAGGACCUGGAUCGAAUCCUCACCCUGAACACUAAUGAGGAAUAUCUGGACCUGUGUGCUCCUACGGAGCAGUAUUCCCCCAGCUUUCCCGACACACGCAGCUCCUGCUCCUCUGGUGAUGACUCUGUAUUUUCCCACGACCCCUUGCCGGAUGAGCCCUGUCUCCCCAAGUACCAGCACAUCAACGGGAAUGUCAAGAGAUGAGCCCCUACCGGCUCAGACCCUCUGAGCCAGCGUUUGGCCUGCCCCAACCUCAAAGUGGCUAAACAGACGUUGCACAGACACCUUUCCUGAAACGGACCCAAACGAGGACUCGCACUGCCGCUCACCAACGCAGAACACUAGAGGUCUUAAAGAAGAGGACAGAGCACGUUAUGGGGGCUCCUUCAUACUGACUGAAUGAACUGACAUUCCCCAAGGCCUCCUCUGCCUCUCUCGUGUAAACACUCAGCUUUUUCUCAUCUUUUGGUUCUCAUCUUCCUACCCACAAGCUCCACAGCACUACUUGUUUGGUGAUCCAGUAGCAGUGGCUGGCAUUCCAACACAUUGUUUACUCCUGGAGGAAUGUAUGAACUGAUAUGACUAAAAAAUAAACAAAGGAAGAGGACCACAUGAAACUAGAAGAUGAUUAGGAAAACAGACUUACAGAUGGAGCUCCGACUAACAAAACAGGAAUAUGAGGAGACCAGAUAUAAAAACUUCUCUUGUUUAUUUUGUAAUAUUUGUGCAUCUCUUUUUCAGUUCUCUCGAUAAACCUCCCUGAUUUUUCUGGAGAAAGAAUCCACAGUGUAAUGUAAAGUGCUGGCUAUAUUUGUAAAUAUAUUCAAAUAUGUAUAAAAAUAUAUUAUAUAUUUACUAUUAAUUAUUUUUUGUAUGGACUUUGAAACAACCCCCACCUCCACACCCUGCUCCCAUUUUCGAGGCAGGCUAUGCUGACAGAUGUCCUAUAUUUCUCCUUACACACACUCUGUUAAACACACACACAAAUACUUUCUCCAUAUCAUAGUUGAGUAUUGGCUUUCAGGGACUGCGGUAGUAUGUUAAUUUAUUGAGUUUCGUAUUUUUAAAAAAUGAAUCGAAAAACAAUAAAAAAAACAGGAAAUGAUUGCAUUAAUGCUGAUGAUAUGGAAUAAUCCGUUAAAUUUAUGGUAAUUUAAAAAUAAUCCUUCAGCAGUUAACAGAAAGUUUCUAUUUUUAGAUGUUUGGAGAAAUCCAGAUUUUGUACGUUUUAUACAUGAAUGUGAAUAUUAAGUUAAAAAAAAUUUAAACUGUACAUUUUAUAGUCAUCUAAUCCUUCUCUUAUUUACAUAUUGAUGCCAUUUCUAUCCAGUUUUUUUUAACCACAAUUUAGGAAAUUUAAUUCUUUGGAUAUUUAUAUAUAAGUAAAAUACAUAAUAAUCUGGACAUGUCAACUUGCAAUCUGCUUCCUCAUUUGGAACCAAGAUAAACUGAAAAUUCCCAAGACAGAAUUGAAAUCUGGAAAGCAAAGUAUUAAAUCAAGUUUUUUUUUUUUUUUUGGUUGUUUUUGUUUUCUACUGGACCAACAUUAAGAUGCUGUUUUGCAGGUGUUUAUGCUGCAUUUGCAAAAAAUAAAUGUUGAAAAAACAA